Messenger RNA from Priceomyces carsonii, 924 nucleotides. RefSeq names its product lipid-binding protein (gene LSP1). Lineage: Eukaryota; Fungi; Ascomycota; Pichiomycetes; Serinales; Debaryomycetaceae. Gene Ontology annotation, cellular component: eisosome filament; plasma membrane. The record is from RefSeq and is a predicted model, not a curated record. Gene Ontology annotation, biological process: eisosome assembly; endocytosis. Bases 1 to 924 code for a protein of 307 amino acids. The transcript has a single exon. Gene Ontology annotation, molecular function: lipid binding.
AUGCACAGAACUUACUCCUUAAGGUCUCAAAGAGCACCGACAGCUGCUCAAUUGCAGUCUCCCCCCCCUCCUCCAUCAAGCACUAAAUCAAAGUUCUUUGGUACAGGUUCCCUUUCUCACUCUUUACGUAAGAGUACCGCUGGUAACUUUGGCCCAGAAUUGGCUAGAAAAUUGGCCCAAUUAGUCAAGAUGGAAAAGAACUUGAUGAGGUCAGUAGAACUCACUGCUAGGGAAAGAAAGGAUGUUGCAAAGCAAUUAUCACUCUGGGGUGAAGGUAACGACGACGAUAUCUCGGAUAUUACUGAUAAAUUGGGUGUUUUAAUUUACGAAAUUGGUGAAUUAGAGGACCAAUUUAUUGACAGAUAUGAUCAAUACAGACUUACUAUGAAAUCAAUCAGAGAUAUCGAGGGAUCUGUUCAACCAUCAAGAGAGAGAAAACAAAAAAUCACCGACCAAAUUGCUUACUUGAAGUAUAAAGACCCUCAAUCACCAAAAAUUAACGUUUUGGAACAAGAAUUGGUCAGAGCCGAAGCAGAGUCAUUAGUUGCUGAAGCUCAGUUGUCAAAUAUUACCAGAGAAAAAUUGAAGACCGCUUUUAACUAUCAAUUUGACUCCACAAGAGAACAUGCCGAAAAGAUCGCAUUAAUUGCUGGUUACGGUAAGGCAUUGUUGGAAUUGUUAGAUGAAAGUCCAGUCACUCCAGGUGAAACUAGACCUGCCUAUGAUGGUUAUGAAGCCUCUAAACAAAUCAUUAUUGAUGCUGAAAAUGCUUUGGCUUCCUGGACUUUUGAUUCAGCUGUUGUUAGACCAACUUUAUCCUUGGCUGCCCACGAUGACUACGAUACAGAUGAUUUGGCACAUGAAGCUGAUAAUUUGCAACUUACUGAACAACAGUGGGACGAUGAAGGUAAGGUAACUGCUUAA